ACACACAUAACACGUCAAUGGCACCUGGGAAAGUUUUCCCAAAACGUCUUUUCGAUGCUGUUAAAAUGUCGUUGCGUACUGUCCUAACCUCGCCGGAAUCCUCCGACAAAAGCUUCUUCCGCCGCUUUCUUGAGGUUAGAAGUGUGUAUGGCCACUCCGACAUUCCCUCACUUCCGGCGAGAGACAAACUCAGGGACAAAUUCAAAGGCAUCGGGACCGUUGAUCUUAAUGUUAAUCAUCCAACGGCUCCGGAUGCCAGCAGAAUUUUCAUCAAUGAUGCGAGGAAGACUCUUAGGACUUUGCAGAUGGAAAAAGUGAAAGCGAAGCUGAGAGACAUUCCUCACACCUCAAUUUCUUACUCUCACUACUUUGGAAUCUGUCUUCAGCACUGUGAUUACAAUCAACGUCAAGCCACGGAGUUCGCCGAGACAUUGGAUCACUCUGGAAAUGUCAUCGUUUCCGGUGACGUCGUUUUUCUACGCCCAGAACAGGUAGCUAAAACAAUUGGGAGGUUGAUAUCUGAAUCAAUACCAAAUCCAAAGGACCCUAGAAGGAAGGAGUUGGAGAUGAUGGAAAAGCAAAAGUCAAUGAUUGAUGAAAAGGCCAAGGCCCAGGUGCGAUGCGAGCUUUACUGUGGGCUGGGCUUCUUAACCGUUCAAACAAUUGGGCUGAUGAGACUUACUUUCUGGGAAAUAGGCUGGAAUGUGAUGGAGCCCAUAUGUUUUUAUCUGAUGUCUCCGUAUUUCUCUUUAGCAUACAUGUUCUUCCUAAGGACAUCAACACAACCCACCUUCCAGGACUAUUUCCAAAGCAGGUUUAAGACAAAACAACAGCGUCUUAUGAAGAUUUACAAUCUUGACAUUCAAAGGUACAACUACCUUUGUAAAGCAUGUUAUGUUCCUGCCAAAUCCCAACCUUUUUCGCCUUAAAACCACAUUCAUCAUUCAAACCCUUUCUCCACCACCACCACCACAUUUCAUUUAUCACUUUUGUUUAACAUUUCAAAACACAGUGAUCAUAAGGUACAUAUCCAAUUAGUUAAGAUUUUUUACUAGUUAAGCUCAAUUAUAACUCUUCACCUUUAGAAAUGUCGUAUCUCGUUGAAAAAAAUAAAUAUGUUUGAA
Messenger RNA from Vigna unguiculata (cowpea), 1124 nucleotides. Its product is annotated as calcium uniporter protein 5, mitochondrial-like. NCBI's taxonomy places the organism in Eukaryota, Viridiplantae, Streptophyta, Magnoliopsida, Fabales, Fabaceae. Gene Ontology annotation, molecular function: uniporter activity; calcium channel activity. Gene Ontology annotation, biological process: mitochondrial calcium ion homeostasis; calcium import into the mitochondrion. Gene Ontology annotation, cellular component: uniplex complex. The record is from RefSeq and is a predicted model, not a curated record.